This is a messenger RNA of Nomascus leucogenys (northern white-cheeked gibbon), 5096 nucleotides long. It is a transcript of the gene RAP1A, whose product is annotated as RAP1A, member of RAS oncogene family. The coding region runs from base 254 to 808 and encodes 184 amino acids. Gene Ontology annotation, biological process: Rap protein signal transduction; cellular response to cAMP; negative regulation of synaptic vesicle exocytosis. The transcript is spliced from 9 exons. Gene Ontology annotation, cellular component: plasma membrane. Lineage: Eukaryota; Metazoa; Chordata; Mammalia; Primates; Hylobatidae. The record is from RefSeq and is a predicted model, not a curated record. Gene Ontology annotation, molecular function: GDP binding; GTPase activity; GTP binding.
GCCGCUCCCGAGGCCGCCGCCGCCGCCGCUGUCGCCGCGCAGAGCCGGAGCAGGAGCCACGGCCGAGAGGAGGGAGGAGGAGGAGGAGGUGGAGGAGGUGGAGGAGGUGGAGGAGGCGCCGGACCGGGGGGGGAUAGAUUCCCAGAAGUGGGAUAACUGGAUCAGAGGGUGAUUACCCUGUGUAUAAGAGUAUGUGUCUCACUGCACCUUCAAUGGCAUUGAGUAGAUCGUCAGUAUUUAAACAGAUCACAUCAUGCGUGAGUACAAGCUAGUGGUCCUUGGUUCAGGAGGCGUUGGGAAGUCUGCUCUGACAGUUCAGUUUGUUCAGGGAAUUUUUGUUGAAAAAUAUGACCCAACGAUAGAAGAUUCCUACAGAAAGCAAGUUGAAGUCGAUUGCCAACAGUGUAUGCUUGAAAUCCUGGAUACUGCAGGGACAGAGCAAUUUACAGCAAUGAGGGAUUUGUAUAUGAAGAACGGCCAAGGUUUUGCACUAGUAUAUUCUAUUACAGCUCAGUCCACGUUUAACGACUUACAGGACCUGAGGGAACAGAUUUUACGGGUUAAGGACACGGAAGAUGUUCCAAUGAUUUUGGUUGGCAAUAAAUGUGACCUGGAAGAUGAGCGAGUAGUUGGCAAAGAGCAGGGCCAGAAUUUAGCAAGACAGUGGUGUAACUGUGCCUUUUUAGAAUCUUCUGCAAAGUCAAAGAUCAAUGUUAAUGAGAUAUUUUAUGACCUGGUCAGACAGAUAAAUAGGAAAACACCAGUGGAAAAGAAGAAGCCUAAAAAGAAAUCAUGUCUGCUGCUCUAGGACCAUAGUCAGCAGCAGCUCUGAGCCAGAUUACAGGAAUGAAGAACUGUUGCCUAAAUUGGAAAGUGCCAGCAUUCCAGACUUCAAAAAUAAAAAAUCUGAAGAGGCUUCUCCUGUUUUAUAUAUUAUGUGAAGAAUUUAGAUCUUAUAUUGGUUUGCACAAGUUCCCUGGAGAAAAAAAUUGCUCUGUGUAUAUCUCUUGGAAAAUAAGACAAUAGUAUUUCUCCUUUGCAAUAGCAGUUAUAACAGAUGUGAAAAUAUACUUGACUCUAAUAUGAUUAUACAAAAGAGCAUGGAUGCAUUUCAAAUGUUAGAUAUUGCCACUAUAAUCAAAUGAUUUCAUAUUGACCUUUUUAUCAUGAUUCCUCCCUAUCAAGCACUAAAAAGUUGAACCAUUAUACUUUAUAUCUGUAAUGAUAUUGAUUAUGAAAUGUCCCCUCAAACUCAUUGCAGCAGGUAACUUUUUUGAGUCAUUGACUUCAUUUUAUAUUUAAAAAAGUAUGGAAUAUCAUCUGUCAUUAUAUUCUAAUUAAAAUUGUUUGUGCAUAAUGCUUUGGAAAAAUGGGUCUUUUAUAGGAAAAAAACUGGGAUAACUGAUUUCUAUGGCUUUCAAAGCUAAAAUAUAUAAUAUACUAAACCAACUCUAAUAUUGCUUCUUGUGUUUUACUGUCAGAUUAAAUUACAGCUUUUAUGGAUGAUUAAAUUUUAGUACAUUUUCAUUUGGUUUGUGUGUUUUUGUUAUUGUUUAUAGAUUUAAGGCCUUUAUUUUAUAAUGACCACAUUGUUUUAAAUGCGACAGUAGCUCCUUUCUGCCUAGUAUCUGCAGAACACUGGCUUUAAACUAUACUAAGUAACUGGUGAUUUCUCUAGGAACAGACCUCGCACUUUCUGUUCUAAAUAUAUUUAUUCCUACUAUACAGUAAAAUACAUCAGACAACAUAGAAUAGUUUUGUAUAUUCUCUCUUGAUCUUAAAGAUUGUAUCUUAUUGAAUAAAAAUCCCACUGUAUAUUAUUUUUAUAUGUAAAAAGAUAAGUUUAAUACUGUAUCAGGGUUUAACUUUUACUAUUUCAGAUCUUCCACAGCUUGUAAUUUCGUCAAGGGAAUCCUUUUGCAUUGUUAAUUUGUUGGGUGUGAGUCCACCAAUGAAGUGUUAUGUGAAAAAUUUCAAACUUGCUUUAUAAUAGAUUGAAGAAUUUGAAAGAAGUGAGAGAAAGUUAAAACACAUAAAAGGAAUGUGUUACUUUUGCUUAAACUACUUAUGAAAUAGUAUGGUAGUAGUAAUAUGGAAGAGAUUGCUAAGUUAAAAUUGUAGCUUCCUAUAUAGUGGUGCUUUUUCUUUUCCUUCCCAGUUAUUUUCUCUUUACAAAAGAUAGGGCUUAAGUAAGACAUGGAGCCAGGGUGAUACUACUUAUGUAGUCUCUAUAAAGAGAGGUAGAACAAAAAGCUUGUUAGCCAGUUAAGUUCUGGAAAAGGAAAGAAACAAGCUUAGAAAACCCUGUGCCUUGUCCUCAAAUAUUAAGGAGGAGACCAGUCCCAGAAAGUCUAAGUCAUUGCUCAGGGAUCUCUAGAUACUGUCUCUUUGCAACUAGGUAUGAAGAAGUGUUCAUGCCUUGCUGAGAUUUUCCAGGCAUGUGGUCAGCCUGUCACUUACUAAACUGAAAUUUUAAAAUCAGGUUUCAGAUGUUAAGUUUUGACCAACCUGAGAAAAUGUUAAAGUAUUGUUUUUAAAGCAAUGGAAAUUUUUUUUGUUUGUGUUUUUGUUUUUGUUUUUGUUUCGAAUAAACUUAGUUACCUAACACUUCCCUUCCACUCAUCCAAUUAUGCAUAUGUCUGGGAUUGAGGGGCCAAAACUAUAGUGAACUUUAAUGAAGUAUUAGGGCCAGUCGUCAGGUUAGGGUGGCAUCUUUUAUUUUAAGGUCCUCUAAAGUCAUUCUGCUUUAAAACACCUCUCAAACAUUCCUUUAAACUUAAGAUCAUAGACAGACAUCUCAUCAACCAGUAAAACUUUCUAAAUACUACCUUGUCACAUCUAUUGUGUAGUUAUUUAACAGAUUAAAUAGAAGUCAUUUAAUAAGACUCCAAGUCUCAGUCUGCUUGACUGGUAGCAUAAACUCAGUGUCUUCUGUUGUAGAAUGUGGUGGAGAAAGAUGAUAGUUAUUAGAUUCCUUAGUCAUAUCUUAUGCAGUCCACUUGGGUUAAAGGUGGAACUGUCAAGAAAAACGCCUUUCUAGCACGCAGUGAUAUGCAGAGCAGGACCAGCUGAAGUCAGAUGUGCAAGGAAAUCUGUGGUUGCUGAGCAGGAUGAAAAGGUAUCCUGUUAGAAAGUGAGAUAGGUGUGUUUUUAUAUUGUCCUAAUGUGAACUCCUUAGUCUUGGUUCCAAAGAGAAGCGUACCUGAAAAGAGCUGAAAAAUCAAAAGAGUUUCUAGGAUACUGUAGGAAUGUCAAAUGAUAAAUAUCUAGAAACUGAUUUCGUAUUAGUACGUGUGGCUAUUUAAAGUAUAAUGACUUUGGUUAUAUGAGUGACACAGAAUUUAAGGAGGCUUGAUGCCAUAGUUCAUAGUUUGCUCUAAUGGCUUGUUGGUAUCCCUGAACAGUCUACUUUUAGAAAUUAACAGUAAAUACACAAUCCAGCUGUAAUCUUACCCUCCACCAGGGGGAGCUUCAACAUCGGUUAAUACUUUUUUUUUUUUUUUUUGAGAUGGAGUCUCGCCCUGUCGCCCAGGCUAGAGUGCAAUCGCUCAGUCUCCGCUCACUGCAACCUCUGCCUCCCGGGUUCAAACAAUUCUCCUGCCUCAGUUUUCCAAGUAGCUAGGAUUACAGGCACCCACCACCACGCCCAGCUAAUUUUUGUAUUUUUAGUAGAGACGGGGUUUCAUCAUGUUGGCCAGGCUGGUCUUGAACUCCUGACUUCGUGAUCCACCCCUCUCAGCCUCCGAAAGUGCUGGGAUUACAGGCGUGAGCCACCGCGCCUGGCCCGGUUAAUACUUUCAUAAGCAUUGAAGUAACUAUUUAAGUCCUAGUACACGAACACUGCGUGGUUCACAGAAAGGCAUAGAGACACUCUCUCAAGAGCUUACAAUCUAAUUGGGCAGGGAAGAUACUACAGUUCAUCAAAGAUAUGAAUAACACCAUAGUUUUCUGAACUGCAGCUACAUGGGUAAUUAUCUUAAGAACUUUUGGCGAAAUAUGGAUGUUGGUGUGUUACUCUCUUCUCCCUACAACUCUGAACUAAUCUGUGUUUGGCACCUUGAUGUGCCAUCAUAAAUGGCCACCAUUUACUCCUCACUGAAAUAAUCCUCUUCUUUGAGGUUAUAAUGUACUCGGAAAAGUUAAUACUUAUAGAAAAUAAUGAUCUUUAUUGCCAACUUUAUUAAAACAGGCUUGGAACAUUUUUCUCAUAGAAGAAUAGUAAUAAGACGUUCUACAUUUCCUGGACAUGGCCAGUUUAAAGUAUUUUGCCCCAUUACCCUCGUAGAUACACAUGUAUUUGUCAGUUUAUGUGCCUCAGUUUUGUCUUAGGGACUGAGGGACAGAAAGAGAAAUAAGGAAUACCUUGGUAUUUUCCUUUGUAAGCAAUCACAGCAGAAUACUAGAAAACAUAAAAUAUACUCUUAUAAAUCGUAUGUGUGUUGAAACCAAAGUGUGAAGAAAUUGUCAGGUAUUUGGAGGAGGAAAAUAAUUUGUAAAAUAACCUUUUUAAGAAUUUGGAUUUUGUACUUAUUUAAGGUGCUAAAUAUGUGUUAAAAUAUCCCCUCUUGAAUCAGCUCCAGGCUUAAAAGGGCAGAGUGCUUUGGAUUCUUGUCCAGGGUCUGGAAAGAGCUCAUCUUGCCGAGAGGGAAAUGAAUGUGAGCUUUGAGGCAGUCUAACCACCCAGCUUUUAGUAUUUAUGUUCCCCGAAAUGUAAAAACUGUAAGUUAUUCUUGAAAAUGUAGUCCAGACAUUUCUUUGAUCAUGGAUUUUACUGCAAUUUCAUCAUGGGUUUGUUGAAUGUGCAGUCCAUUUAUUGCCCUGUCUUGCUUAAAUAUUCUUGUUGAGAACAGCUGGAGGCUUUGACUGGGUUCCUAGUUCUGUUUUCUGGGAAGGCAACAUGGAUUCUGUUUUGUAGACAUUAAUGAGCUUUAAACGGGAAUUGGGGGAUGUAUGUUCUUUGGGCAUGCUGAGAAGCGGCCUCCUGUGGUUCUGGGCCCAAGGUGUGACAUACAUUUCCCACUAAUUGCUUCUCUCAAGAAGCAAGAGAUUGGCUGUUCCUCUUGAGGAAAAACCUUAAUAAACCUUCCCAUUUUAAA